GUGAGACUGAAACCAAAGACAGUGAAAGGAGAAAAAUAAAAUAUUAACAGGUGUGAAGUUAUACCCCAUCACUAUGGAAACAGAGCCCAUGGUCAGCCCCCGAUCUCCUAAGAGUCCAGUCUCCCAGGAGGAUUGUGGUCUCUGGAUGGAGGUUGGCUGUAAACCGGCAGAGGACACAGAUAUGACCAAAGACAACUCCUCCCUGACUUCUGGGGAAAAGCCCUGUGAGGCCUGGCAGGCUGCCAUACCACCUCCCCCUUUGGUCAGCGUAGGCCACCCCGAUAGGAUGGAGGAAGAUGACGACGUCUUCAUCCUUCCCCCACCAUGCAAAGACCCCUCUUGUCCAGAAGAGGGCAGCACUAUGGAGCCCAAUGUUGGGGCCAUAAGCGUCACAGAGGCUAAAGAAAAUCCCAGGAGCUUAGAUGGAGUCCAAUCUGAGCAGCCUAGCAGCACUCCAGUCAUGGACAAGGCUACAGUAACAGUGGAAGAGGAGCAGCUGACUGAACCGAAGAAGGGAGGAUCUGUGGAUAUCACAAUGCUGACUGGAAGACCUGGCUCUGCCACGUCACCAACAACAGACGAAUAUAAAGCAGUGGGUGCCAGUAGCCCUGAGCAGCCACAUCCGAACAUGGAAGCCAGCAUUCUGAAGGAGACAGAUCCUGUCCCAUCAUCACAGACAAGAGAGUCUGAGCCAGAGCACUGCCUUGACAACAAUAGUCAUCCAACCCAUGAAGGGACCAUCAUAGAGCCAGAACAUUCAGACGAGAGUAACAAUGAUGUUGAGGACAUGGUCGAUGGUAGAUCACUAGACUACGACAUGACCAAAGACGAGUGGGUCAGGAGAGACAGUGCUAGCAGUGACGUCCAGUGCCUCCAGCCUCACCUAUCUAUUUCAAGAGGCUUAUCCAGAGAGCAGGUAUCAGUGCCCACGCCUCAGUCACCUGCCUCUGAGCAGCAGGAGCAGCAGGAGGCUGGCAGCCUGACAGUAUCUGAAGACAUCCAGCAGGGGGAGCAGCUGCUGCAUCGCCUGCAUCUGGUGCAACAGAGACAGGACGGACAACAGGUGCCACAGGAGCCUCCGCCCUCACACCAGGUAGCCAUGAAGACAACCAAUCAGGAUACAGGCUACCAGGAGGAAGAGAGAAUUGAGUGUAGGAAGGAAGAGGAAGAAGAGAGUGAGGGAAGCGGUGACGAGAGAGAGCAGGGAGAGAGAGUACAGACUGUUGAGGUGGAAGAGAGUGCAGCGGUAAGUGAGGAAGACACAGAGAUUCCAGAGAAAGAAGAUAUUGAAACAGUGGCAGGAGAGAAAGCGGAGGAGGUCCAGUCUCGUCCUUCUGCCCAUCUCAGUGUCCAACCUAUGGUCAGGAUUGAGAUGGAAUGCAGUGACGAUGACCAGAGUGACAGCGGGGUGUCCACUGACUUCUCCCCUGUCAGCACAAACGAGAUCCACACGACCACAGCCCCCAUCAUAGACAACAAGGCUCCCCCACCCCAGAAAGAGACUCCCAUCGAGAGGGAGAUCCGGCGAUCUGCUGAGAGGGAGCAGAGCCUGCGGCGGUCCAGAUGCAUGUCAAACACCCAGGAAGGUCAGGAGGUGGUAGACAUCCCCCUGAUGAAGACUCCCCUACUGGCUAAGACACUGUCCUCUAAGGCAGGGCCGGGGCAGGGCGCUGACUGGCAGUUCUCAGAGAAGAAGAUGCAGAAGGAAAUCAGCCAGGAGAUCCAGAGGGAGCUUGUCCUGGUGAACAUGGGGAAGAUCCCUGGAGUCUACAGCAAGGGAACAGUACGCCAGAUGAGGGAGAGGAAGCUGCUGUUUGAAGCCUUCCAACAAGGCAAUGCAGAAGGACCCACCAGGCACAGGAGACCCCCCACCACAGCAGGCCUGGGGAUGAGAGGUCAUGUCUACCCCUCUGUGCUGGAGAGGACGCGUAGCAUGGAGCUUGUCUCUUUCAAAGGCUACCCUAUCUCAAGAGCCCACUCCCACCAGAUGUUUGACUUAAAGGGCCAAAAGGAUGCUAGCUCAGGCCAAAACCCAAGUGCAGAGAACCAACCUGCCGGUAAAAGAGCAGCGAGGAAGGUGGUUAUUUUGGAAAGUGACGACACAAUCAUAGCCCACUAUCCGAACCGAGAAAGAGGAGCCCAGCGCCUCUACAGAAGCCUAGACUGCCUAAGUAUAGGGGGCACUGUCUCUACAGAGGAGGAGGCCACGGAUGAGGUGAGGGGAGAACAGCCAGGGGAUGAGGACGAGGGCUCUGACAUCCCCAGGGAGAACCCCUUCUUUAAGCUGCGUCCCUCACUGGCCAUGAAGCCGGAGGUGGAGAAAGACAUCCGGGAAGCCAGGGAGAGGGAGGAGGAGCUGCGCAGGCAGAGGUGUAGUCUGUAUGGAGAGGCAGGAGUCAGUGGGGGCAGGCCAGACGGCACAGAGGACCACAGCCCAGACUCACCUACCACACUCAUUCCCUCAUCCUCCUCUUUCACAGCAUCAGUUGAUGGCCGACAAUCCAAGGGGAAGUUGGAUCGGACCUGGCCUCCUCCCAAUCCUAAGAGUGCUAGGGAGAACCCUGGACAAACACAGGAGCCCAAGGUUUACAAAGCAGGCGGCCAAAAAACUCCUCUGUGGCAGCGUUGGGAAGCAGGUAUGGUGAACGGGCCACUGCCACGGGAACAGGACUGAUACUGGAGGUCACCAAUACCAGGACUUCUAUACCAUUAAUUUUUCAAAUGUAUAACUAAGGAACUAGGAUGGUAGAACUGCAUAAUUCACUACGAUGGCAGAAACUUGAAUUAGUAUUAGCUUGAACAUUCGAUGCUUUGUAAGACUAACACCUGUUUUGUAUAUAACAUUACAAUUUCAUUACAAAUAUUCACAAUGUACAAAAGACAUCCUCUCUCAUUUAACUGCUCUCCUUGUAAAGGUUUAACUGCUGUUCAGUGUUCGAUCAAAAUGACAAAUGUCAUCCACAAUUCAGAGAAAUGUCAUUAUCAAGGAUUGCAUAAAUGUGAAGGUAAUCAAAACUACUAUAAAUGUUUCAAUAAACGUACAAAUGCCGUAAUCAUAUCUCAGUCCGUACAUAUCUCCGUUUUGUCCCAUCAGGCUCUGCUUAUCAGUAUUGUACAGUUUGUUAAUACAAUCUAGUGAGGAGAAAUUAAGUGCAUACAUUAAAUAUCCUUUUCAAAUCAA
This is a messenger RNA of Salvelinus fontinalis (brook trout), 3181 nucleotides long. RefSeq names its product titin homolog. The coding region runs from base 74 to 2674 and encodes 866 amino acids. The transcript has 3 exons. The record is from RefSeq and is a predicted model, not a curated record. Lineage: Eukaryota; Metazoa; Chordata; Actinopteri; Salmoniformes; Salmonidae.